Molecule: messenger RNA, 529 nt
Organism: Lampris incognitus (smalleye Pacific opah)
Lineage: Eukaryota; Metazoa; Chordata; Actinopteri; Lampriformes; Lampridae
Product: transmembrane protein 100-like
Exons: 1
Coding region: 75-491 (138 amino acids)
Source: RefSeq, a predicted model, not a curated record
ACACACCGUGAGAAGAGAGACGCUGCAGCACACCGGUCACCACAAGCUCUCCGACUGGGAAUUAGAAGACAACCAUGUCCAGGGAAAAUGGAGACUCUAGAUCCUUCACUUUGCCAUCCACCAUUUCUGCUGUGACCUAUGACCCCAAGUCCGAGACUGUGACCUUACCAGGGGGUGUGGUGUCAGUAGCAGGCGUCACAUUGGUGACCGGGGGUGCGGAGCUGUCCUGGGGAUCCUGUGUGUUGGCUUUCAGCUUUUGGGGAACUGUCAUCGGCAUCAGCGUGGUGGCCGUGGGGCUGUACGACCAAAUGAAGCGCUCCGCGGGAAGCUCCUCACAUCUACUGGUGCUGGGCUUAGUGGUUUUAUCAGUCAGCUUUGGGAUCGCGGGUAGUGUGGCAGGGUUCCACCUCCUGACGAGGAACAGGAGGCGGAGAAACGAGAGGAGAAGCAGGAGGGCAAGUGGGUUCUUGUGGAGGAGAGUGGAAAAGUAAUAAAAACGAUCACCGUGUAAGACCAUUUUAAUGACUGA